Messenger RNA from Drosophila biarmipes, 3155 nucleotides. It is a transcript of the gene CalpC, whose product is annotated as calpain-C. Gene Ontology annotation, molecular function: calcium ion binding; calcium-dependent cysteine-type endopeptidase activity. Gene Ontology annotation, biological process: proteolysis. The transcript has 3 exons. Gene Ontology annotation, cellular component: cytoplasm. Bases 342 to 2414 code for a protein of 690 amino acids. The record is from RefSeq and is a predicted model, not a curated record. NCBI's taxonomy places the organism in Eukaryota, Metazoa, Arthropoda, Insecta, Diptera, Drosophilidae.
GAAGUUCAGUGAAUCUACUAUGAAACCAAAUGAAUAAUUACGAUGCAUAACUGAUUGCCGAGCAGAUUUCCAUUGCGCAUGCGCAGCGACGAUGGUCGAGUGUCCGGAACCAGUACCGUUCGGAGUCGCUCUGCGGGCCCAAUUAAAACGGUUCCCCAGCUCGUUAACUUUCACUUCGGUUACAAGGGGCGGAGACAAAGGCAAAUCGCAGCAACAGAGCCAAGAAACCAGCAGGAUCGGGAUCAGGAUCGCAGGAGCGGCACUUGGCAACGCAAUCGAGAUCGGGAUCGGGAGUGAUUCGGGUUCGGGAGUGAUGUGAAUGCGAUACACUGGCCAAGAGAAUGGCAUCCAAGUACGAGCGCAUACUGAGCGACUGCAGGGCGAAGAACGUGCUGUGGGAAGACCCCGAUUUCCCCGCCGUCCAGUCGUCCGUCUUCUACUACCAGACGCCUCCGUUCACCUUCCAAUGGAAGCGCAUCAUGGAUCUGGCGGAGAGUGCCUCGGGCACUGUGUCCGGAUCGGGAUCGGGCUCAGUGCCCGUAUCUGCGCCCGUGUUCCUCAACGAGACGGCCGAGUUCGAUGUGGUGCCCGGUAAGAUGGGCGACCGCUGGCUGGUCUCCUGCCUGGGGCUGCUCAGCUCCCUGAGGAACCUCUUCUACCGGGUGGUGCCCGCCGACCAGACCCUCACCAGUGCCCACGGCGUCUUCCGCUUCCGGCUGUGGUGGUGCGGCGAGUGGGUGGAGGUCCUGGUCGACGACCGCCUGCCCACCAUCAACGGGCGCCUGGCCUUCAUGCAGCCCCAGGCCUCGAACUGCUUCUGGGCAGCCCUGCUGGAGAAGGCCAUCGCCAAGCUGCACGGCUCCUACGAGGCCCUCAAGUACGGCACCCGGUCGGAUGGACUCACGGACCUGCUCGGCGGCGUCGUCCGGCAAAUGCCCAUCCUGGCGGACACCAUCCGGCCGCAGACGCUGAAGGAGCUGCUGACCACCACCUGCAUCGUCACCUGCCUGGCGGACAAGAGCGCCUCCGUGGCCAAGAAGAACCUCGCCGAGCGAAUGCCCAACGGGAUACUGGUGAACGUUAACUACAGACUCUCCAGCCUGGACAAGGUGAAGACCCUGAUGGGCGACUCGGUGCAGCUGGUGUGCCUGAAGGACACCUUCUCCAGCAAGCCCUUUGGCGAGAAGACGCACUUCCUCGGCGACUGGGCGCCCACGUCCAAGACGUGGGAGCGGGUCUCGCAGGUGGAGCGGGCGCGCCUCAUCCGCCAGCUGGGUCCCGGCGAGUUCUGGCUCUCGUUCUGCGACUUCGUGGAGAUCUUCACCAUCAUGGAGGUGGUGUACCUGGACACGGAGACGUCCAACGACGAGGAGAUGCUCAAGAGCCGUCCGCUGCACUGGAAGAUGAAGAUGCACCAGGGCCAGUGGAAGCGCGGCGUCACCGCCGGCGGCUGUCGCAACCACGAGUCCUUCCACAUCAACCCGCAGCUGCUGAUCUCGGUGCAGGAUCAACAGGACCUGGUGGUGGCGCUCAAUCAGCACACGGCCGUGGAGCCCAAGGUCAUUGGCUUCACCAUGUACACCUGGGACGGCGACUACAUGCUCAGCGAGUGCCUGCAGAAGGACUUCUUCAAGAACCACGUGAGCUUCCUGAACUCGGACUACGGCAACACGCGGCACGUCAGCUACCACACGCACCUGGAGGCGGGCCACUAUGUGCUCAUACCCACCACCUAUGAGCCGGCGGAGGAGGCCCACUUCACGGUCCGCAUCCUGGGCACCGGCACCUUCAGGCUCUCCUGCCUGGAGACGCAGACCAUGAUCCUGCUCGACCCCUUCCCGGCGCUCAAGAGCUCCGAUGGCUCGGACCGCUGCUCCAGUGGCGGUGGCCAGAAGGUGAAGAGCGUGUGCCAGUACGAGCCCGUCUACAUGCAGCUGGCGGAUGAGAACAAGACCAUCAACUGCUUCGAGCUCCACGAGCUGCUGGAGGCCUGUCUGCCCAACGACUACAUCAAGGGAUGCGCCAACAUCGACAUCUGCCGGCAGGUGAUCGCCUUGCAGGACAGGACCGGCAGUGGCAGGAUCACCUUCCAGCAGUUCAAGACCUUCAUGGUGAACCUGAAGUCCUGGCAGGGCGUCUUCAAGAUGUACACCAAGGAGAAGGCGGGCAUCUUGCGGGCGGAGCGCCUGCGCGACGCCCUCUGCGACAUCGGCUUCCAGCUGAGCACCGACAUCAUGAACUGCCUGAUCCAGCGGUACAUCCGCAAGGACGGCACCCUGCGGCUCAGCGACUUCGUCUCCGCCGUCAUCCACCUGACCACCGCCUUCAAUCAGUUCCACCUGAAGAACUACAGCCAGGUGAACGUGAUCGAGGUGCACCUGCACGACUGGAUCAAGAGCAUACUGAGCUGCUAACUUUGGAGCCCCUCGUAGGGCACUUUUUUUUUUGGAAAUCUCCAGAUUUCUCUUGUUUAAAAUAAGGAUGCUACCAGGAUCGAACGCCAGUUUCGCUUGAUUUCUAUACAUAUCUUUUAUGUUUAAUUUUUUUUAACCCUAACCCUAAGAUUUCCUGGUUUUAACCUGAUCUUUUCUGUAAUGUAUCAUUUUUAGCCCUAAUCUUAAGAUUUCCUGGUCUCAACCUUAACUAAUCUCUGAUCUGUCUUUUUUUAACCCUAACCCUAAGAUUGCCCGGUCUUAACCUUAGCUAUUCUCAAGUCUAUCAUUUUUUUUAGCCCUAACACCAAGUUUUCCUGGACUUAAGCCUAGCUAUUUGAACCCUAACCCUAAGAUUUUCUGGUUUUAACCCUAACUAAUCUCUAAUUUGCAAUUUUUUUAACCCUAACCCUAAAAUUUCCUGGCUUUAACCUUAACUUAUCUCUGAUCUGUCUUUUUUUAACCCUAACCCUAAGAUUUCCUGGUUUUAACUCAAACUAUUCCCUAGGAUAGAAACCCCCUUCCAAAACCUUAACCAAAACUGGGCUUACAGCUGUAAAACUCAUCAUACUCGUAUAUAUAACUCCGAUUUGGACGGAAUUGAGCGAGAUCGGCAAUGCGGUUGCAGGAUUUUGUAUGUACUACUGAGAAUUUUAUUUAUUGUUCUUAUGGCUACAAUUAAACGAGCGCUGAAGGCGAGACGUGUUCAGAGUAUUUUCAAAA